AAGAACGUGUGUUAGCAGGGGCUCUUACUGAUCCAAGUUAGGAGCUCUCAGCUGCUAGCCUUGGCCCAUCAUGUAAGUGCCUGCCGAGGUUUCUUUGCAGAGCGCUUGCAGAAUUUACCCCGUUUUCGUCGCUUUUUGCGAGGCGUGCAAUUGCAAUUUCAGCUUUUGCACGGAGAAGAGCGCAUCCGACGCCCAAGGGUUCCGAGUGCAUGAGGAUCGGAGCUUGUAUUUUGCACCAUUGUUGCAAAGCAAGCCCGCUUGAAGCCUCACUGCGAGGACUAGAUGGAGGGAGGGAGCGACAAGGAAGGCAAAGUCUUUUGUGCUUCCCCUUCCCCCAACAACCCGAAAGGGGAGAUGUCCGUGCCAAAAGCAGCAGGUAAAAAGAAGCCACCUCUCCGGCUUCCAAAAGAGGCGUUUGAGAAACCCCAGCCUGCACCUACACCCCCAAGAGACCUGGACUCCAAAGCCUGCGUUACCAUUGGAGAAAAGAACUUUGUGGUGAAAGCAGAUGAUUUGGAGCAGAUUGGGGAGUUGGGGCGAGGGGCAUAUGGAGUGGUGGACAAGAUGAGACACGUCCCCAGUGGCGUAAUAAUGGCAGUAAAGCGGAUCCGAGCCACAGUAAACACACAGGAGCAGAAACGGCUGCUAAUGGACCUGGACAUCUCGAUGAGAACAGUCGACUGCUUUUUCACUGUUACCUUCUAUGGGGCCCUCUUCAGAGAGGGUGACGUGUGGAUCUGCAUGGAGCUGAUGGACACCUCUCUGGAUAAGUUUUAUAAGCAGGUGCAGGAGAAGGGUAUGACCAUCCCAGACGACAUCCUUGGCAAGAUCGCAGUCUCUAUUGUGAAAGCACUGGAGCAUCUCCACAGCAACCUGCAAGUGAUACACAGAGAUGUGAAACCCUCUAAUGUCCUGAUAAACAUGCAGGGCCAGGUGAAAAUGUGUGAUUUUGGCAUCAGUGGGUACCUGGUGGAUUCAGUGGCGAAGACAAUGGACGCUGGCUGUAAACCAUACAUGGCGCCUGAGAGAAUCAACCCAGAGACCAAUCAGAAAGGCUACAAUGUCAAGUCUGAUAUCUGGAGUUUAGGAAUCACAAUGAUUGAGCUGGCCAUUCUGCGGUUUCCCUAUGACUCAUGGGGAACGCCAUUUCAGCAGCUCAAGCAGGUGGUGGAAGAGCCGUCACCCCAGCUGCCAGCAGACCGCUUCUCACCCGAGUUUGUGGACUUCACGUCACAAUGCUUAAAGAAAAAUUCCAAAGAGCGGCCAAACUACACAGAACUAAUGCAACAUCCUUUCUUCACCCUCCAUGACUCCAAAGACACUGACGUGGCUAGCUUUGUGAAGAGCAUCCUCGGGGACUGAGAGCGUCCCUCUCGGCAAAAACGUGUUGCCGCGGGGGGAGGGGAGAGAUGGGACUGUUUCAGAAAAGAAAUCGCCAAUAGCAAGACUAACACCUGUAAGACACGCCCACCUCAGCUGCCAGGAGUGUACAUGCAUUCAAGAGGGGCUGGGGGACUGAAACUGAGGGGGGCAGGGCGUUUCCUAGCAACACACCGGAGUAGGGCAUGGGACGGGAAUCUUAGUACGUGUGUGCAUGUAUGCGUGUGAAAUUGCGUGUGUGCGUUUGUAUGAGUGAAUUAUAUGCCUGAUUGUAUAUGCAUACAUGUGCAUUAAAAGGUUUUACAGUCCCAAGUCUUAUUUUCAAGUCACACUUAAUCAAUUGUUCAAUCAUAGUCAAAACUCCGCUUUACCUCUCAAUCCAAAAAGCAGUUUUAAUAUCAGGUGAGUCUGUUAUAGAUCUAUGUUGAGUUUUCCCCAGUGGCACUUCAGUGUAUUCAAAUUGUUCAGAAACGUUACCAACCAACAACAUCCGGAUCUCUUUAAAAUAAAAUGAAAUUUAAAGAGAGAGAGUGGUAUAGAUAUAUUUAUCUAUUAUCUAUAUAUGUAUAUAAACUCAAAAAAUAUUUCUUGAAUUUGUUAAAUGAGUUCAUUAGGACAAUAUACUGUGUUGGCUGCAAGGAGUGAAUUAUAUAAAAAGAAAAAUGGAUGAAUGAAACAUCUGUUUCCCCUGUAUUUGCAUCAUCACUGAAGGCUGAUGUCAGAUCAGUUUAGAAAUGCAGUUGGAAUAUUGAGGGUCAGGAAUUAGGCCCACAGAGCUGUCCCUGAAUCAGAUGUUAAAGGAUAGUUAUCCAAAAAUGAAAAUUCCAUCAUUUACUCACCUUGUUGUUCCAAACCUGUAAGAUUUGCUUUCUUUUGUGGAACACAAAAGGAAAUGUUAGGCUGAAUGCUGUGUUUCUGUCACCGUUUUCUUUCAUUACAUUUAAAAAAAGACAGAAGAAAGAAAGUCAAACAGGUUUGGAACAACAGGGAGAGUAAAUGACAGAAUUUUCAUUUUUGGGUUAACUGUCUCUUCAAUGGUCAGAAGUGAAGAUCUUUGCAUUGCCUGCAAGGCCUAAAUGCAGUGGUUGCAAACACUGCUUUCCAAAUACCCUCCACGAACUUUGUGUGUGAAUGGGUGUACGUAUGUGUGUGGUUUAUUUGCUACUUGUCUAUACCAAGGUCAUUUUGGGGCAAAAGGUAUCUAUGUCAGUUGGCUACAUCUAGUCCUCUCUGUUCUGAGCCAAUCAAAAAAAUUCUCACUCUUUUCAACUGCAAUCCAACUGGAAAUGAUUAUAUUAUUAUCAUCUUUAUAUUAUUUUAUUAUUAUUAUUAUACACACUGCAUAUGUAUUAACCGCAAUGAGGUGUUUUGCAGUUUCUGUACGUGUUGUAACUGCUGUUUUUCUCAUUGGAAACUUGACAAUUUCAUUUUAAUUUUAAGAUUGUGUGCAGGCAUGAGUGUGUGUGUUGAAGUAAGAGCGUGUGCGUGUACAUGUAUGCAUGUGAGUGUUAUAUAAGAGUCUGAACACACGUAGCUGACACUUUCAAAGCCUCACUGUGACUCGGAAGCCUGAUUUUGUGCCUCUUUGUAGGAAAAAAAGCAAAAAGAAUUCAUCUACAGUACAUUCAAACAAACUACAAAGCCCAUGCUGCUUGUGACACAAAGACAUGCUUUGCUUUCCUCAGGCUUUGGAUAGUGGUGAGGGGUCUGUUGCUUUGCUUUCUGGGCUACUGAUUUUAUUCUCCCGAAAUAUUCUGUAAGGUGGAGAUGAUGUAUGUGUGCGUGUGUGUUUGUUUUGAUUUUUUGUUUUGUUUUUUUGGUUGGUUGUUAGGGUCUCUUUUUUUUUUUUGUCUUGUGACCACUGUAUAGAAUGGAUAACACUGCUGAUUUGCCUGUAAUCGUUCUAUUGUUUGAUUCAAACAUAAAAGUUCUCUUAUAUCUUCGCUGCUUCUUUUUGAUAUA
Molecule: messenger RNA, 3342 nt
Organism: Myxocyprinus asiaticus (Chinese sucker)
Lineage: Eukaryota; Metazoa; Chordata; Actinopteri; Cypriniformes; Catostomidae
Gene: map2k6
Product: mitogen-activated protein kinase kinase 6
Exons: 12
Coding region: 283-1362 (359 amino acids)
Biological process (GO): protein phosphorylation; MAPK cascade
Molecular function (GO): ATP binding; MAP kinase kinase activity
Source: RefSeq, a predicted model, not a curated record